Cladophialophora psammophila CBS 110553 is the source of this 1848-nucleotide messenger RNA. RefSeq lists its product as uncharacterized. The transcript has a single exon. NCBI's taxonomy places the organism in Eukaryota, Fungi, Ascomycota, Eurotiomycetes, Chaetothyriales, Herpotrichiellaceae. Bases 1 to 1848 code for a protein of 615 amino acids. Gene Ontology annotation, biological process: microtubule anchoring at mitotic spindle pole body; protein localization to mitotic spindle pole body; mitotic sister chromatid segregation. Gene Ontology annotation, cellular component: mitotic spindle; MWP complex; microtubule organizing center. The record is from RefSeq and is a predicted model, not a curated record.
AUGCUGAUCAAAAGUGAUGGGAAAGCCCUCCAGCGCCCAGUUUUGUCGCCGGAUGGCAAAACGCUGGCGGUCAUCUCGCCAGAUGAACGAAUACACCUCGUCGACCUCAGUGAGGCCGCCAAAGGACGGAGAUUCAUCAAUGGCAUCAAGAUCCCUAAGAGCGCCCGCUCUUUCCUGCGAACUUGCACCAUCCUCCGCUGGUCGCCAGAGACCAUGAUUAGCCCUGGGGACGACGCUGCAGAGGCUCAAUCCGCGACCACGUCAGAGUGUGACUUUGGACAAUCCUGGCUGCUUCUAUCAGACGGCAAACGCCUUGUCGCACUGAGCACUGAUAUCAAAACACCCGGGAUGAUGUCGGCGGGCGACGACGAGACAGGCGCUAAGUCCAACAUACUUGCUGAUUAUGGCCUAGGGGGCCAACUGGGCAAGCUCAGCCUCGUCGAGUUCGUCUUCAACCACAGACACGCAUUAGUCAUGUUCGAGUUUGGCUCUGUUGCAGCUGUACUCUCCUUGACCAAGCCUCAACGAAACGAUAUUCCUCACAUCAAGUUUUCGGAUCCGAGAAGUCUGGCAAAAUCACCAGAUUCUAGGUAUUUUGCCUUGCUCCGUCGUGACAAAGCACAGGACAGAGUAACCGUGUUUGAGCUGGGAGACAACAACCAGAUGACGUACACGUCCUUUGAAUGCAACACCUUAGAUGCCCAGGAUCUGACGUGGUGCCCGACCGGACAGCCCCUUCUGGCAGUGAUUGACUCACCAACAUAUGGUGUAAAGGUGUCCUUCAUGACUGCACAAGGCCAGACGCUAAGGCAAUUGGAAAUUAAUUCAUCGGCAUUCAAUUGGGAUCUUAACCUUGCCCUCUCCCCUCAGGUGGAGGGUAUAGGUCUUACCUACUGGAGGUGGGUCAGGGCAAAUCGGCACAACAACAAUCUUACACUCCAAACACUCGCCAAUGGACAGAAGCAGGUGCUUGUCCGGUACCAGUCCUCCAACAGUAUCGGAACUCGCACGCGAAUGAAACUUAUUCAUCCAGACUUGAUUGAAGGGUCAAAGACGUUUUUAUGGCUGGAGUCUAGCACCGACAUGUCCUCAGCGUUCUUGCGACAGACUGGCACUUUCGAGGUUGCACACACGCCGUCUAGCACCGACUUGAUUUCACAACCCCGCUCUACGUCUCAUUCUCAGCUCCCGUCACAAGAGCUCGAUCAAGUCGACCUGAUCGAGGUCGACUCAACACAUACACUGCUCGCCACGUGUCUGGGCUCCUCCCCUCGAACAUUAUUCAUCUGGAAUCUACAGAAUACAUCGCAUCCGCAUACUGUCCUCAUCUUCACACAUUCCAUCCGCCAGGUUCACUUCCAUCCUUCCCUUCCCCAUGUCCUCAUCGUCAUCACAAGCUCCAAACUCCCUAGGUUGUAUGCUUGGUACCAUCAGACCCUUCCUCCAGCAUCCGGCCUGGUCCCGAUUGAUACAGUGUCGACAAACUUUUGUGGUUGUUGGCUGCCUGAUUGUAUUGCCGACAAUGGCAGCACUGACAGGUGUCCCUUUCUCUUUGCCUCGAGUACUGCAUUUGAAGCUGGGUACUUGUCUGGCGACGAAGGACAGGUAGUUUUCAAAAGCAUUUUGCGUCCGCCACCAUUAUCUGGGGACGUGAGCUUGGGUCCGGAAGGCGACGAGUCAACAACUGAGAUCAUAGAGACGCCGAGUCGACCCAGCAGGCAGAAACCAGUCGAGGGCGAGAACGUGGCCGCGAAGAAGAAGGCACAUUUUGAUGUUCCGCCAAAUCCAAGGACAGAUUGGGCAGAUGACCCGUUGCAUGCGCAGGCUGGGUACGCCUACGCUUGGUGA